This is a messenger RNA of Lentinula edodes (shiitake mushroom), 357 nucleotides long. RefSeq lists its product as uncharacterized. The record is from RefSeq and is a predicted model, not a curated record. NCBI's taxonomy places the organism in Eukaryota, Fungi, Basidiomycota, Agaricomycetes, Agaricales, Omphalotaceae. The coding region runs from base 110 to 283 and encodes 57 amino acids. The transcript has a single exon.
CCCUGUCUAUAAAGGACCCUAGUUUUUUCUCAUUCGAGUUUUCCGCAGCAGACGACAACGCAUCGUAUACUGAUGGUGGCAUAUUUCAAUCCUUGAUUUGCUCCAGCACAUGUGCGAGAAGCUUUUUGGAUUCGUUUCCUCUACUUGUGCUCUUGAGGGAAUUAUCUUUACGUGGAGAAGGAGGAGGUUUCUCAAAGCCUGUUCUUGUAGGCGAAGUCGAAACGCGGAGAGCAGGCACGUCGCGACCGCUGGGACCGGUAGAAGAAAAGGAGUUCGAUGGUGAGUUGGCGUUAGCAAGCCAUUCGGUGUCGAUGCGCAAAGGUGUAUUGGGGGACUGAUAUGAUUCCAUGGUGUUAA